UUUACCGGUGAUAAACCGUGGAGAACAUAGGCAAUGAUAUACUUCGGAUACCUGCUCGUAUACUUGAUCGGUGAAUUACGUUUUAUUCACGUGUAUUGUCGCGUCCAAAGUUACGUAUUUCGUUCGCCUGUGAAACGUGAUUUCAAAAAAGUUUUCGGCUGAACGUAAAAACAUGGUGGCUAAAAGCUCUGGACCGCUGCUGGAGAAGCAGAUCAGCGGCAUAAAAUUCACAAUCUUUUGCCUGAACGCCAUAAUAUGGAUUCUGGGUUGUGCGAUGUUUGGAUUGUCGAUAUGGAUGCGCAUGGAACCAGGCUUUGAGGAGUGGGUGAAUUUUCUGGAUAUGCACGAAUUUUACAUCGGAAUUUACGUAUUAAUCUUCACAUCGGUGUUCGUCAUGAUUGUCGCCUUUGUCGGCUGUGCCGCCGCUCUUAUGGAACACAUCCUGGCUCUAUAUGUCAAUAUAGGUCUCCAAGUGUUCUGUUUCAUCUGCGGACUUUCUGGAGCAGCGGUUGUUCUCGACUACUCGACGUAUGACAGCAAGAUUCAACCUGUCAUACGGCAUUCCAUGAUCAAUCUCAUCAGAAACUCCCAUUACGAAACGGCGAGCCUGAUUCUGAGAAUAAUUCAAGAAUCUGUCGGAUGCUGUGGAGCUGACGGUCCUAGGGAUUAUUUGUCUAUGCGAAAGCCGCUACCCACCGAGUGUCGGGAUACCGUCACCGGAAACGCUUUCUUUCACGGUUGCGUCGAGGAAUUGUCGUGGGUCUUGGAGUCGAAAUCGGGAUGGCUCGCUGGUUUGGCAAUGGCAUUAUGCAUGCUUCAUGUGGUCAUAGGUGUGUUGUCGCUGACGCUUGUACGAGCGAUUAAGAAAGAGGAGGAAUCAAUCACGUUCAAGCGUUAAAAUAAUAGAUCAUUUGCGACGAAAUGGAAAGAAAAAUAAGUUAUAAUUAUUAUAAGUUUUUACAAGAAAUAUUCCGAUAAAUUAUCAGCUUCUUAGAUUACUUACUUACUUCAAUGUAAACAGCUCGUAGAAUCCACGGUAUUUUUUAUUACAUUCCUAAUCUUUUAUUCCUACAGCUCUAAUUUUUAAAUAGAAAACUUUUCCUUCAAAAUUAAACUCGUGGAUUAAAAAUACAAUUUAUCCCAAUAAACAAACUAUGUUUGUACAUGAAUCUUAUAUAAUUCCGAUAAUUUUCUCAUGAGAAUAUUGGUUUUGUCAUAUCGAUUUAUGUUAAUUAUUCAUGUUUCAUCCGAGCAUAGAAUCGUGUCUUCAGCCAUAGAAUUCGUUCUUCUACUCAUACUCCUGCGUUUUCUACACUUUUCUAUUUGUAUAACUUACAUUUUAUAAUUUAAUAAUUGGAAAUAAAAAAAGGAGAAUACUAUUUGCGAUAAAAAGCAUCACGAUAAAAAAGUUGUCAA
Harpegnathos saltator (Jerdon's jumping ant) is the source of this 1416-nucleotide messenger RNA. It is a transcript of the gene Tsp2A, whose product is annotated as tetraspanin 2A. The transcript is spliced from 5 exons. Lineage: Eukaryota; Metazoa; Arthropoda; Insecta; Hymenoptera; Formicidae. Bases 173 to 898 code for a protein of 241 amino acids. Gene Ontology annotation, cellular component: plasma membrane. The record is from RefSeq and is a predicted model, not a curated record.